AUAUAUACACGCAAAUGCAUACAAAAUUGAUAAUUAUCGGUGAUAUACAAAUAUUAUGAGAAAUUAUACUUGGACAAAGUUCAUGAAAUACAUAAUCUUAGAAAUAGUCGAUUUUUAAUUUUAUAAAAUUUGAACCACCGACUAUCUAAUUUUGGAAUAGAGUUGCGUUGAGUGACUCGAGUCGACCAAAAAGAGCGCGAACGUCUCUGGCAUUUUAUUUUGCAGAUUUCUUCUUCUUCUUCGCUCUCUCUCUCGCUCGCUCUAUCUCAGAUUUGCCUACGAACAUUCAGAUCUCAAAGUAAUGGAAGAAGUCGACGAAACAGAUGCCGAACAUCAGGUCUAUAUGGCGUGCAUCAUGCAUGGUCGAAGAGUUGGAAUCUCUUAUUACGAUUCCAGUAUAUGUCAACUUCAUGUUCUGGAGUUCUGGGAAGAUGACAAUGAAAAUUUUCCCUUGGUUGAGAUGGUGAAAUAUCAAGCCCAACCUUGCAUCAUCUAUACUAGCACUAAGAGUGAAGAAUCCUUCUUAGCUGCUUUACAAAAAAAUGAUGGGACAGCUGAAGCUCCAACAGUAAAGCUUGUAAAAAGUUCAUUAUUCAGCUACGAGCAAGCAUGGCACAGAUUGAUAUAUCUGCAAGUUACUGGAAUGCAUGAAGGGCUGAACAUCAAGGAAAGGGUUUCUUUUCUUAGUUCCAUGAUGGACGUCCGAAGUGAUGUUCAAGUUCGUGCCAGUGGGGGUCUUCUUGCCAUAUUAGAGAAUGAGAGGAUAGUAGACACCCUUGAACAGAUGGAAAGUGGAAACCCAUCAAUUGCAAUCAAUUCAGUUUCUGAGAUUUCACUAAACAAUUUCCUCAAAGUUGAUUCUGUUGCCCACGAGGCAUUGCAAAUUUUUCAGACUGACAAGCAUCCGAGCCAUAUGGGCAUUGGCAGAUCAAAGGAAGGGUUCUCUGUAUAUGGGAUGAUGAAUAAGUGUGUAACGCCAAUAGGGAGACGUCUUUUAAGGAGCUGGUUCCUGAGGCCCAUACUGGACCUUGAAAAGUUGAAUAUUCGUCUCGAUACCAUAUCUUUCUUUCUUUGCGCUGAAGAAUUGUUGGUUUCUUUGCGUCAAACAUUAAAGUCUGUGAAAGAUAUUCCUCACAUACUCAAGAAAAUCAACUCUCCAAGUUCUGUUUGCACAAGUAGUGACUGGACUGCAUUGCUAAAGAGCAUAUGUUCACUGCUGCACAUCAAUAAGAUAUUUGAAGUAGGCAUUUCUGAAACGCUUCGAGAGCAAUUGAACCAUUUAAACUUGGAUGUCAUCGAGAAGGCUGGUCUUUACAUCUCCAUGGAUCUGGCUUAUGUAUAUGAACUGGUAAUUGGAGUUAUAGAUGUAAAUCGAAGUAAGGAAAAAGGCUGGGAGACAAUAGUGAAAGAUGGUUUCUGCGGGGAGUUGGAUGAGCUACGGCAGAUAUAUGAGGAAUUGCCCGAAUUUCUGGAAGAGGUCUCAUCUUUGGAACUUGCGCGAUUACCGCAUAUGUCUAAAGAAAAAUUCAUUCCAUGUAUUGUCUAUAUACAUCAGAUAGGCUACUUAAUGUGUAUUUAUGAAGAAAAACUGGAUGACAACAUACUAGAGAAACUUCAGGAUUUUGAAUUUGCUUUCUCUGACGAAGAUGGAGACACCAAGAAGUUUUUCUAUCGCACUGCAAAGACACGGGAACUAGAUAAUCUUCUAGGAGAUAUUUAUCACAAAAUUUUGGACAUGGAGAGAGCAAUUACCAGAGACCUUGUCAUGCAUGUUCUUGAAUUCUCUGUUCCUUUACUCAAAGCUGUAACUUUUGCAGCUGAGCUUGAUUGCUCGUUGUCAUUGGCAUUAGUUGCUCGACAGAACAACUACACAAGGCCCAUUUUGACUUCAGAAAGCAUGCUUGAAAUAAGAAAUGGAAGACAUGUUUUGCAGGAAAUGACAGUUGAUACAUUUAUUCCUAAUGAUACGAAGAUUCUGGAUGAAGGAAGAAUCAAUAUCAUCACUGGGCCUAAUUAUUCUGGAAAAAGUAUCUACGUAAAGCAGGUCGCACUCAUUGUUUUCCUUUCCCAUAUUGGAAGUUUUGUACCCGCGGAUGCAGCCACAGUGGGUUUGACCGAUAGGAUAUUCUGUGCAACGGGAAGCAAGUUUAUGACUGCUGAACAGUCUACAUUUAUGAUUGACCUCCAACAAGUGGGCAUGAUGUUGAGGCAUGCAACUUCAAGGUCCUUAUGUCUAGUGGAUGAAUUCGGAAAAGGAACUCUUUCUGAAGACGGGAUUGGUCUCCUUGGUGGAACCAUAAAUUACUUUGCCUCAUCUGAUAAUCCUCCAAAGGUUAUGCUAUCUACUCACUUAAGUGAGAUAUUUGAAAAUGGCUAUUUACUGGAGUCAAACAAGAUCAAGUAUUACACCAUGAGUGUGCUAAGCCCAGACGACAAAACCACAGAAGUCGAUGACAUUGUAUUUUUAUAUAGGUUGGUUCCUGGACGUGCACUUCUUAGCUACGGAUUACACUGUGCACUACUUGCGGGAGUUCCUGAGGAAGUUAUAAAGAGAGCAGCAUCUGUACUGCUCACAAUUGGAAAUAAUACAAAUAUUGAGAGACUUCUUCAUGAUAGUAUAUCCGCACAGGAUCAGCAGUAUAAGGAGGCUGUGGAGAAGAUUUUAGCUUUCGAUACCUCAAAUGGUGACCUGUCUCUUUUCUUUGAAGAUAUAUUUCCUUCGCAGCUUUACAAUCCUCAGUAGUCGAUAAAAUUGUAUUUUGAUGAUUACACGAACCUAUCAGAAUUUGCUGCUUCCAUAUUGUAUUGAAAAUAAAUAAACAUUCUUUGCAUAUACACACAAAGCAAAUGCAGAAAACUAACUACUAAUCCAAGAA
Molecule: messenger RNA, 2876 nt
Organism: Erythranthe guttata (spotted monkey flower)
Lineage: Eukaryota; Viridiplantae; Streptophyta; Magnoliopsida; Lamiales; Phrymaceae
Gene: MSH5
Product: MUTS-homolog 5
Biological process (GO): mismatch repair; chiasma assembly
Cellular component (GO): nucleus
Molecular function (GO): ATP-dependent DNA damage sensor activity; mismatched DNA binding; ATP binding
Source: RefSeq, a predicted model, not a curated record